GCCUUUUUUUCUUCUUCUUCUUUUUUUUAUGAAUGAAUAACGAGACGKAGACAUGCGAGUGACCGCUGAACUCUCCUGUAGCCGGGCUCCCGGGGGGCCGGCGGCCGAUGAGAGGGAUUAACGGCGGCGCGGAGCCGCGGCUCAUUGCGGAAAAAAAAAAGGCGACCCUGACUGCGGUCUGGCGUGGAAGAACGCACCGGACACUGGCUCCAUAGCGUCCAACAGCGGAACAAAACCACAAUGUCCAUCCACAUCGUGGCUCUGGGCAGCGAGUGUCCCGGAGGAGUCGGGCCCGGGGAGGAGAUCAUGGGCCAGGGGCAGCUGCAGGGAGGCUUGCUGUGGAGCUACCUGGGUCACGGGGCGCUGGUGGGACCCUGCGACCUGGAGGGCAGUCUGCACAACCCGGCCUUCAUGGAGUACACCUCACGUGUCUUUGGAGACGUUACUGUGGUGGUCCGAGACUGUCCCAGCUGGGACCUGCUGGACAGCGACUGGGCCAGCGUACGGAAGGUUCUGGAGCAGGCCGACAUCCUUGUCAUUAAAUAUUCCGUCACAGACAAGCUGGCCUUCCAGCAGGUCCGAAACGGUUACGCCCCCAGGCUACGGCCUCUCCUGAGACACUGGGGUGUGCCAGUCAUCCUUGUUGCUGUUGGAGCUCGGCUGAACGAUGAAGGCCCUCCUUGUACGUGCCCACUGUGUGCAUCGGACUGGAGCAGCUGUGUGCCUCACAGCGAAGGUCUGCAGCUCUCCCGGGACCUGGGUGCCACCUAUCUGGAGCUGCCCUCUCUCAAUCACGUCUUUGUCGGCCGCUACUUUGGCAGCGUGCUCGAGUACUUCAUGAUUCAGUGUCUGAAGCACAAAGCCAAAGAGAGGCCCGAGAAGAGGCGAGGAAACAAAGUGAGCGAGCUCCGCCCMCCUCACUUAGAGCAACCAGCUCGUCUUCCUCCCAUCCGAGUGGAGGAGUCCAGCUUCUCGCAGGACAUGCAGUGGCUCCUGGAGCGAGGCGUGCAGUUCGCCGACGUGGCUUUCUACGCCGGCGACUCCGGUAAAGAACUGGGCUGGGCCCACGCAGCCGUGCUGUGUGCCGUCAGCCCGUACUUCAGACAGCUGCUCCUGGGGCCCAAGACCAGGGAGCGUCCGCAGUCACGGUGCGUUUGCAGAGAGCGAGACGGAGGACCCCAUUCGCUGCUCUCCACCUGGGAUGGAAGCAUCAUCGACGACAUGCCGAGGUCAGACGGGCACCUGAYGGGACGCCUCACUCGGCUGGUGGUGAAGGACCCCCUCCUCUGUAUGUGCUUGUGGGAGACUCUCAUGUUCAUCUACAGAGGAGCGUGGGAGUGGGAGCACCUCCAGGAGGCCCUGGAGGAGAAGCUGAAGAGUUCGCUCGCUGUGGCUCAGCUUAUGGAGCGCAUACGCUCCCUUGUCGGCAGAGACAGGGGUCCCAGGGACACACCGAGUGCACGGGCGGCUCAGCUCGGCCCGCAGACACUUGUCAAUCUCUUCAACUCCCCUCUGUUCUCUGAUGUUAUCUUCAUGGUGCAAGGAAGCGUAUUGCCCGCCCAUCGGGCAGUGCUGGUGGCCCGCUGCGACGUGAUGGCGGCCAUGUUCAGCGGGAAGUACGCAGAGGCUCGGAGCAGAGUGGUUCCCAUCCACGGGGUCUCCUCGGACACCUUCCUGUCCUUCCUGGAGUACCUGUACACCGACUCGUGCUGUCCUGCCAGUGUGCUGCAGGCCAUGGCCGUGCUGGUUUGUGCAGAGAUGUACCAGGUGAAACGUCUGCAGCACCUGUGUGAGGUGUGCGUGUGCGCUUACCUCCAGAGCAUGCCCAGUAGAGAGCUGGCCUCCACGGGGAUCAGCGUGGUUCGACUACUCCGCAGAGCCAAGUGCCACAACGCAGAGCAGCUGUACGUCUGGCUGCUCCACUUCAUCGCCAACAACUACCUGAUCUUUAGUCAUAAACCCGACUUCCUGGAGCUCUCAGGUCAGUGUGAACAGUGUGUUGUGAAUGACUCUCAGCUACUACCACAUCAGAUUUUAGCUCCAAACUUGGGUUUUAACCAAUAAUAUUUCCAUCAGAGCAAUCAGCAAAGUAUUGUUUAUAAAUAUAAAAAGUAAAUGGCUAAAAUCUGAGUGUUUGUGUAUYGGAGUCCCCUAAUCUUUUAGACAUCUGUGAGAACUUCUAUCUUAUGAAACUCUACAGUAGGCAUUUCUGUUUCAGACUGCAGCUUAGCUCUUCAGUUUGUUUAAUACUCUCCAUUUACAGUACGCGUCUAUGGUUUGUGCAUUUAAGCAACAAAAAGCAGAAAAAAAGAAAGGCUAAUUUCAAAGAUUAACAGCCACGUUACGUUGCAGAAACACAUUUUAUUGUYGUCAUCAGUCACACAGGACUCAUUUACGGCCAUUGGACGGGUACUGAAGGGCACACGCUCGCCGCUGCUUGUUUUAGUGCAAACAAACUCUUUGAUAUUUCAUCUCUUUUGGCUGCGCACACGGCAGCGAGCUAAGCGGUUACAAGUGUUUUGAGGCGCGGCGAGCGUGUGCCAAGCACAGUAAAUCUCUGUGCAGUGUUUUUUUUUAUUUUUUACCAUCAGCUGAGCAUCAGGGAAGGUURCAUGUGCAGCAGUGUGAGGGUUAACGGCCGCACGUCUUUUGUUCCAGAGGAUGAGCGCGAGCAGGUGGAGAGGCUCCGCUGG
Molecule: messenger RNA, 2693 nt
Organism: Austrofundulus limnaeus
Lineage: Eukaryota; Metazoa; Chordata; Actinopteri; Cyprinodontiformes; Rivulidae
Gene: rhobtb3
Product: Rho related BTB domain containing 3
Molecular function (GO): protein binding
Source: RefSeq, a predicted model, not a curated record